Messenger RNA from Sitophilus oryzae (rice weevil), 7510 nucleotides. RefSeq lists its product as uncharacterized. The record is from RefSeq and is a predicted model, not a curated record. Lineage: Eukaryota; Metazoa; Arthropoda; Insecta; Coleoptera; Curculionidae. Bases 226 to 4185 code for a protein of 1319 amino acids. The transcript has 18 exons.
UCGCAGGCUACUGCGAUCUGUGAGUUCCUGCAACUUACCAGAAAUCAGACGGAUAGUGUGUGUGUAUUGCGCGUGAAAGAUCGGCGAAAAGUUUGUUUCGCGGACUGCAUCUAGUAAUCGUACCGAGCGUCGUAUUUUUAUCGCGGCUUUGCCGGCUAAUUUGCUGAUUUUCGAUCAUUUCUAACAACUUUUUGUGUGUGCGGCGUUGUUUUUGAAGAUGUUAAGAUGACCACUACCACCACUACUAUCCGAAAGUCUUAUGGGAACAGAAAAUUGUACACUUUUCCCGAAGAUUAUCCCGCCAGGUCGCCGAAACAGAAAAGCGGUUCGGUCAACAAUUUGUUGAAGAAAAGUGGCGAGGACGUGAAUAAAUUGAUUAAGUACAUUGACGAUAAUAUCGUAGGGAAGAAUAAUGCAUUUUUAGGGCCCUUUGGAAGGAGGAAAGUUGUCUUUUGUGACUAUGCCGCCUCAGGAAGAUCACUUCAGUUCAUCGAAGAGUACAUUCUACGAGAAGUACUCCCAACAUAUGGCAACACUCAUUUUACAACAAGCAUAUCGUCUUUACAAACCACCUUGUUUAGACAAGAAGCGAGGGAAAUCUUAAGGAACGCCGUUAAUGCCUCAGAGGAUGAAGCGGUCAUUCUUUGUGGCCACGGCUGUACAGAUGCCCUCAACAAAUUAAUUUGGGCUUUGGACAUUAGAGAACCACCUGUGAUCUUUACCGGACCUAGCGAGCACCAUGACAAUUUAAAUAUGUGGCAAAAAACUGGAGCUAAGAUCGUUCGAAUAGCGGAAACCAAAGAAGGCCUCUUGGACUUUUCGGACCUAGAGAACCAAUUAAGACUGCACCAAAACUGCGGCAGGCAGAUGAUAGGCUGUUUUUCUGUGGCGUCCGGUGUCACAGGAAUCCUUAUCGAUGACGUGGCCUGCACCAUUCUGCUCCAUCAAUACGGAUCGUUGGCCUUUUGGGACUACAAUAUGGCGGCGCCAAGCAUACAGAUCGACAUGAACCCCAGCGUUCAAGGGGUAGAAGAUAAUUUAGCUAAUAAGGAUGCCGUGUACUUCUCAGGGCAUAAAUUCGUUGGUGGAGUACAAACGCCAGGUAUACUCAUAGCCAAAAAAUCCAUCUUCAGGAGACUGAACGCCUGCGAACCUGACGGAUUCUUCGCGUCUAACGAGCACGACAGAGGAUUCGAAUUGCAGGAAGAAGGAAAUUGUGCAGCUGUGGUCGAAUCAAUUAGAUUUGGCCUGAUCAUGCAGUUGAAGGAGACGGUUUCAGUAGCCAAUAUCCAGCAGAGAUUGGAAAAAAUAAAUAAACAAAUGUUGCAACACAUCCGUACCAUUCCAGACAUCAUUCUCCUGGGGAAUCCCAAUCCCAGUCUCAAGCGCAUCUCCAUUUUCUCGUUUAUGGUGCGCCAUCCGCGCGGCACAUUCCUACAUCACAAUUUCGUUUGUGCCGUGUUGAACGACGUGUUCGGCAUCCAGGCACGAGCAGGAUGUCCGUGUUCGGGUAUUUACGCACAGGAACUGCUGGGAAUCGAUCAGAGUCUGGCCGAUCAGUACGAGAACAUUAUUUUGGAGGAUAGGAGACUAUCAAGUCUUAACUUAGGAGUAGAAAACUCGUCGCUGGAAUUACUGAGGCCCGGUUUCACCCGCAUUUGUCUUCCAUAUUUUAUAAACGAUGCGGAACUGGCGUUCGUAAUGGAGGCGGUCAAAAUGGUGGCCACAGAGGGAUGGAAACUGCUUCCACAGUAUAUCGUUGAUCUCGACACAGGAGAAUGGAGACAUCAUACCAAUACCAUACAGAGAGAUAGAAAUAGGCUUUCAGCAGUGAGAUACGUUGAUGGCAAAAUGACAAUGCACGAGCGCAGAAUAUCCGGCCCCGGACUAUUUCCUCAAAGUCACUCCGAGUGCUUACAAACGGCCAGAAACUUAUUCAACAAAGCUCGAAAAACGGCCAACAGAAUUCCUUAUCCGGACCAAGGAAUUGUAUUCGACUCUCGAGGAGAGAAACUCAGGUGGUUUAUGAUGCCGCACGAAGCACAGUCUCUCUUAACUAGCAACGCGCAAAAUGUCAAACAAAAGGUGCCGUUCGCUCCUGGAGCGAGCAAUGGCUCGAAGAAGGGCGAAAAACAUACUGAUGAGCAUCAACAUGUUGUUUCUCAAUCUCACCAUUCUCACAAUUUAUCCAGUGGUGGCUCACCCCGUCAUUACAGUUUACCAUCAAUUGAUGAUCCAAAAGUCCUGACAUGUUCAUCUCCAGUGCCAUAUUUUCUGCAAGACGUCAACGGUUUAUACUAUCCUCAUAUAUCCCAGCCCUCAGUUAAUUUUGCUGUAGGCGAAACAGUCAGCUCGACAAGCUUGCUGCAACAACAAAAUUUUGCCCGAGAUAGGUGUCUAAGUUUGGGCCACCCGAACGUCUCACCUCCUGUUCUGAGCCCUCAAACUCGAGUCAGUUUAGGAAUGGGAGGCUUAAGACAGCGUCAGUUUAGCUACAGCAGUCAAAACGAACUGCACUCGUUGGAUUCGGAAUCCAACUUGUCACCUACACAUAGUCUGAACAUGUUAUCUUCUAGCACAUUGGAUUGUAGUCAGAUUGGUAGGGCAUCGCCGGUACCAGAUCUUCAAACCUACGUAACUGAAAUGACCAAAGAAUUAGCAACGAAUAUUAAAUCUGAAAUAAGAGAAGUUAUCUCGAAGGUGGAGGAUGUUUUGGAGAAUACUGACAGCGACAGGGAUAAUUCGUUCUUCUAUGAAAGGAAUGGUAGUGGUAGCGAGGACGGUAGAAGCGAUUCCAUUUCUUCCAACGCCGUUGCCGAGUACUUGGAAAAAAUCUCGAUCGAGAUGGCCAACGAGGUCAAGUCCGAGAUCCGGGACGUGGUCAGUGCAGUGGACGUUUUUAUCACUCCCGACAACAAUCAGUUAACGUACACCCGAUCUAGCCUCUCCUCCGACCCCAAACUGAUUCCUUUCGAGCACGAAACCAGUCCGGAUGAGAACUACACGCCCGGAAGUAGCAGCGACACCGUUAUCAACCUAAUAAGCUCAUCUUCUAACAAACUGAAAUCAUCGGAGGAAGACCAGCAGGACAGCGGGAAGAACAAAAAUAAAAUCUUGUCUACCUCCACUGCGGCUAGUAUAAGUUCGCAGGAUAGCGGUAUAAACAUGUCCUUCCAAGAGCACGAACAUUUUCCGUCUUGUAGUGUUGGAGAACUUAAGACCAGGAGCAAUUCGGAUUCGAGAUCGGGUCAUCGGAAAUCGGAGUCGGAGAUUAAGUAUUCCACGUUGCAGAAACAUAAACCGCCAAUUCAUAGGGAUAUGAGCGACGAUAGGAAUACGUUGGAACAUCUGGCUGCCCGGAGAUGGAACUGCCCGGAAAAGAAUUUGUGGAAUCCUGUAAUGGACGCGAUAGGCGAAUUUAAAAUGAUUAAAGAUGGUGAUAAAGUGAUGGUGUGUCUCUCUGGCGGUAUAGACUCCUUAAGCCUGCUUCACACGUUACUUCAAUUCCAAAGCCACGUACAGAAAAAGGGAGUAUUGUUUAGCAUCGGAGCGGUUACGGUUGAUCCAGAUGCGUCGGGAUGCGAUCCGUGCGUUCUCAUUCCGCAUUUAAAAACUUUAGGUGUUCAUUACAUUAUUGACGAUAAGAAAAGUGAUCCUGGAGUUCACACAGAAAAACAAGAGGAAGCUAACGAUAAUUUAUAUAGUUUUGGUACUUCUACAUUGAGACAUCGACUAUAUUCGGCUGCCAAAAGUUCCGGAUACAACGUUCUUGCUAUUGGACAACAUUUAGACGAUCUGUGUGAAAAUUUCCUUUUAUCCGUUUUUCACCUAGGGAAAUUAAGAUCGAUGCGAGCUCAUUAUUAUAUUAAGGAACACGACUUAAGGAUAAUAAGGCCAUUAGUGUACGUUAGGGAGAAAACGUUAAGACAAUUUGCCACCAACGAAAACUUGCCAAUAUCAACUUCCGGCCCAAACCUGUCCAAGGAGAGACAAAGGAUAAAGCAGUUGCUGACGCAGCAAGAAAUACUCUUUCCUAGGUUAUUUUUGAGCCUUAAAAAUGCGCUGCAUCCACUAAUAGGUUUCCAAAUCAAAGAGUGCGCAUUGAGAUGCCGAAGACUGUCGAAGACAACUAAAGAGGGCGCUGAAUCAAACGAAGAAACCGAUGAAGAACCGGUAGUUAGUUAAUCUAGUUAUUUUUUUCUCUAAUUGCGUUGACUUAAAGUAAUGACAAAGUACAAAUUGGCUAUUAUUAUUGAUAUUUCGUUCUUAUUUAGAAUUAUCGGUAAAUUUUAGGGAAUCUCUUGUUAUUUUUGUUGAUAUCAAUUCCCUAUUCCGACUUAUUAUUUUUGUUCAAUUUGGUAAAAACGAAAAAAGUAUUGUAUCGUGUGUGUUUGGGCAACAUUCGAAUGAAAAAAAAAUGCUUAAAAUUAUUUGAUUUUAUAGCAAGAAGCAGCUUAAUUUUGGGUGAUCUCAGAUAUGCCGAAGUGUGAUUUUUUAUUUUUUGUUAAAAUUAAUGAUACACAUACUUAUUGAUACAAUAAAACAACAUAGUUGAAACAUAUCUGGCUCUAUCGAUGUGUGUAUAAGGAUGGCUAAAUGUAAAAUUUACGUUAGUACUAUGUGCCAUUUUACAUAAAGAAAUAAUUAGCAAACCAAUUGCAGAAUUAAUUUAUUUUAUUUGUGUGAUAUUUUUGAAAUUUUAUUUGGAAAAGUAUUAUAAUAUCGAAACCAAAGACAAUUUUCGAUUAUUUUUGGUUAGAUUGUGUAGAUGUGACGAGACAUUUUAAAACUCAACGUACUGAAUCAUCUAUUUUAUUAAAUUAGAACUCCAUAUAUAACCAUAUUAGAACUUAUUAAGAAGCUUAAAAUUAUAUAAAUUCUAAAUAUAUUUGUACAGAGUGCUUCAAAAAUAUCUCUAUAUAUAAACGGGAAUAAAUAAACCGAGUUUAAAAGUGGUUGCAAAUUACAGGGAUCAAGAAAACUAAAAUAUUUCUCAGAAAUAUAUAAGCUUUUUGAGGGCAUUCUGUAGUUUAAAGAAACAAAUUCUUGAGAGUAAGAUAAAUAUGUACAGUUAUUAGUUUCUCAUUUUUUGGUAUGCGUUUAUCAACGAUAUUAUACAGGUAACUACAGGGAAAAAGAAAAAGUUUUAGAAGAUGUGUCUUCAAAAUUUUUAAAGUCUUCAAAAUUUUUUCAACAGUGAUUGCAAUACUUAACUAUUCUGAUUCUGCUCGUUAGAUUGCAGGAAAUGAACUUAAGAAAUUCGAAUUAUAUAUCUACUGCGUUAUCAACAGCGUCAAAACAAACAAAAAAUUAAAUAAUAUGAUUGUUUUUUGACAAUAUUUAAAUUUGUUUUUUUACAAUAGUGUGAGGCUAAUUAAAACGAGAAGAAAUAAGUAUAAAUUUAAUCAAUUGAAGGAUUUCUAAUUUUAUUAUUGAAUAAGUAUAUUAAAACAUACCUAUAGCAACUUUUCAAUCAUUGUUGGUGGCUCUGUAUUAGGGUUUCCGGAACCGGAGCUGUUUUUCGGAACCGGAAAUUUCGGUACCGCGCCUCUUAGGAACCGGGAUGCAUUUUUCCGUUUCCUAUACGGCUAGCACAACCGAUUGCGUUAAUCGCAUAGGAAACGGACUCGAGACCAGCAACUCCGUUUACUAAGUGAUUAACGCAACCAAUGCAAAUGAUAUUAUUAUAAUGAGUCAUAAUAUUAUUAUUAUGACAGGUGGACCUAUGGGUGGACCUGCAGAGGUGGUAAAUUUAAUAAAUUUAAAUUAAUAAUGAGGUAUUUUUAUUCUGGAUUCCAAAAAAAAACAACAUAAUUGAGAGAUAAAUCUAAUAGGUAACUUUUAACGUUUUAUAUGCUAAUAUUGGCAAGACAGUUCGGCAACACAGCUUUAAGACGUGGUUGAUAUGUCAAUCUGAUUUUUUUUAAAUAAAUAGUGCGGAGUCGGUGGUUGGUUCCUUGUGAAACAUUGUUGAAAUAUUAGAAUUUUAAUAAAACCCGCUUUUAUAUGUAUCAAAAAAAAAAUUAAAAAGAGUAACUUAGUUAGGCAUUUUUAAGAGUUCUUUAAAAACUAACCGUCUGACUACAUUUUAAGGAUAUAUAAUAUAUUUGAAAUCAAUAAUUGAGUUUACAAUAGAGGUAAUAAAAAAUGUAUUUGGAAAUCCUUGUUGAUCGUUUACAUUAUUAUCGUUUUUAGCUGAUUUUAAUGUUUCUAACUAUUCAAGGUAAUUUAAGCGUCUGCCUUUUGUUUCUCUAUCUAAUAACUUAAUUGAGCUUUCAUUAACUGUGUGACUAUUUAAUAUACAAUGAGUUGCUAAACCGGAACUUCGCUGGAGAUUAUUAAUAGAUUUUAUAUAUUCUUUAAUCCUUAUAUCUAAAUUUCUACCUGUUUGACCUAUACGUACAUGACAUUACAAUUAUAGCAAUCCACCCUAUAUAAAUCAAUGAAAGGAAUUAUUAUGAUUUUCAUUGUUGGAAUAUUAUUUUUGUAACUUUAUUUAUUUGAUUAAUUGUCAAAUUAAAUUGUUUAAAUCUUAAUUCUUAGAGUUUUGUUAUAGUGUAGCGGUUACAAGUAAUAUUGAGUGUCCCAUUUUCUAUGUCCUAAGUGACUAUAAAUAAAGCAUACCUAGAAAGUUCAUUGCAAGCGCUUCUUUGCAUGGGUUGCGAUGAUCACUUAGUAGACGGAGUUGCAGGUCUCGAGUCCGAUUCCUAUGCGAUUAACGCAAUCGGCUGCGCUAGCCGUAUAGGAAACGGAAAAACCGUUCUUUUUUCGGUACUUUCGGUACUAACUAAUUUUUGUUCAGUGGUGGUGCAGUUCAUCAAUCAGAAAGAGCAAGGGAUGGGUUUUCAGUUUUCAAAGUAAAAUGGAUAAGAAAUUGAGAUUUUUAAUGAAAAUAAUAUCAAAUUAUUAAUUAAUCAGUAAUGAAAAUAUUAAAAUGAACACAAAAGAAAAAAUUAUAGGUAACUUAAAUUUCACGUCAAGCAACAUAAACCAAGUUAUAUGAAUUUGAGACAAAAGCCCUAAAAUAUCGAAUUAAAAAUGCAAAUAUCUAUUAAAACAUAACAUAAUAAGUAUUAUAGGAACUUCAAAAGAGAAAAGAAGCAAGAACAAUAAGAAAUAGAACCAUUACUGAUUUAGAAGAGUUUGAUUUAGACUCCUAGAAAGUAUCAAAGAAAUUUUUAAUUAUUGUUACCGAGGCCCGAUUUUGUGAUGGCAAAAAGAUCUGAACCCUAAUUGGUAGUAUUAAUUAGAGUUUCCGGAAUCGUACUAAAAUAUUUUCGUUCAAUGAUUGUGGAGUUCGUCGAUUAGCAAACAAGGGACGGUUCUCAAAAGUAAAACCGAUAAAAAAUUGAGUUUUAAAUGAAAAUAAUAUCAAAUUAUUAAGUCAUGAGAAAAUAAAUAUGAACACACAAAUAAUGAACACAAGCAAAAAAAAAAAGAAAGAAACACAUAGGUGGCUUAAAAAUUACACCAAACAACAUCAACCGACCUCGAAACCAACUUAACAAAA